Molecule: messenger RNA, 2555 nt
Organism: Podospora pseudocomata
Lineage: Eukaryota; Fungi; Ascomycota; Sordariomycetes; Sordariales; Podosporaceae
Exons: 1
Coding region: 1-1815 (604 amino acids)
Source: RefSeq, a predicted model, not a curated record
AUGCCGUCACCCACCUCUCUCCAAUUCUCUCGAAGCUCAACUGUUGGUUCUUGUUCUGUUUAUUCCUGUCACCAUUAUGACUUUUCCAACCGCUUUUUGAAAAAGAUUUAUUAUCUUGUUGUUGUUCCGUUCUGUUACAUGCGUCUUGCCAGUAUAAUACCACCCAUCGCUACGUCACGCCCUCCAGCUGAACCGAGACACUGGACAUCCCUGCCAUCACAUCAAGGGAAACAUUUCUUCCAUAUCCCAGUCAUGAAUCAUCGCCUCAGACUCACGACCUCGUUGGACUCAUGCCCUGGUCCAAGUUCCCAGGGCAUAUCAACGGCCCUGGAAACCAUGCACGAGGAGUCGGAGUCUGUCCACUCCGGGCACCGCUCACCAAUGUCCGGUGGUACCGCCCCCAGCGCUUUCGAGGACGACCGCGGCCGACGUCGAAGCUCCACUUUCUCAGUGUACAGCUUGAACGAAGCUGGGCGUGGCCUUCACGAUGAGAUUCUCGAUCCAGGGCCGUUUAUACACCGAAGCGAGGUAUCAUGGGGAGCGACACUUCCCUUGGUAUUUGCCCUCCUCCCGGCACUGGUCGGGCUAGUCUUCAAAAACGGCAGCUCGGUUAUCACCGACCUCAUUUUGUUGGGGCUGGCGGCCGUGUUUUUGCACUGGUCGGUAACGGUGCCGUGGAAGUGGUAUCAUGCGUCACAGCAGGUUCGGGAGGAGGAGGGGUCGGUUGUGGAGAGUGCUUUUCCGGACGACAGCGGGAGCGAUGAUGCUGUCAGCCCUCGGCAACAGAACCCCGGGCCGGAUGAACAACAGCCAUCACAGCCAGAUCCCCAGACCAGCAAGAUGGACCGCCGCGCCAAAACCGCCAGCCAAGCCCUCACGCUGCUCGGUCUUCUGGAGUGUGCCGCUUUGUUGGCUUGCUUUGUCGCCCCCGGGUUGGCGGCUUGGAUGCUCCACCACGGCCGGAACCUUUUGUCGCGAGGCUCGGAGGGGUUGGUGUCAAACUUUAACCUUGUCAUCUUUUUUAUUGCGGCGGAGAUAUCGCCCGUGUCACACUUUAUGAAGCUUAUCCAGGCCCAGACGCUCCACCUCCAGAGACUGGUCCACAGCAACUCCAACCCCUACCGGCAGGAAAAAGUCACGAUGAAUCAAUGGAGGGAGUUGAUUGCGAGGUUGGAUGAACUCGAAACACGGGGACUGACCAAUGCUCCGUCACCAGUGGAGGCAAACACGAGGCGGGUGCAUGCCAGUCUUGUCAGGGAGGUGAGGAAUCAGAUACAGCCUGAUAUUGAUGCGUUGAAUAGAGCGGUUAGGAGGUAUGAGAAGAAGGCUAGGGUCCUGGCGGUGCACACGGAGGGGAGGUUGAGGGAUUUGAGGCAGAGGGUGGAUGAUGCUAUUAGCCUGAGUGCUGUUGUUGCGGGGAGGGGGCGGAAGGGGACGGAGUGGGAUUUGGUGGGGUGGUGUUUGGGGGGGGCGGUUUGGGUUUUGAUGUUGCCUGUCAGGGAGGUGAUUAGGGGGUUGGCAAAGGUGUUGGCGGGUGUGGGGUGGUUGAUGGGGAUUAAGGAGGAAGGGGGGGAUGAAGUCAUGAGGGGGAAGAAGAAGGGGGAGAUGGAUGGAUCGGAGGUAAAAGGGAAAGGGAUGGAGAGGGAGACGAGGAGGAGCGGGAGUACAAGUGGGAGUGGUGCUAGUGGGGGGAAUGGCGAGAUGGAUGGAUCAGUGGUAAAAGGGAAAGGGGUGGAGAAGUGGAUGAGUGGUGGUAGGAGUGGAAGCGGGAGUGGUGCCAGUGGGGGGAAGGGGUAUCUUGGACGGAGGAUGUGAUUGGGGUGGGGUGGGGAUAUGUAGGUUAAUGUAUGAAUGAGGCGAGAGUGUUUUUUCUUUCUAGCGGAUGGGGGUUGGUUUGGAAUGGGUUAUGUGGAUAAUGAAAACAGGGAGGUGGCUUUUGGCUAUAGCGUUAGCUACUCGAUAGCAAUGGCUCUUUAUGAACUUUAUUUACUAUGACUUUACACAGACGUCUUUUAUUGCAAGGGAAUGUGUGUGUUUAUAAAGUCUUGACGAUAUUGUGGUUGGGGCGAAGAUGGUAGGCUGUGGUGUGGGUUGUAAGCGGUGAAGCUAAGGAAGAAGGUGAUGUUCUUUGAUUGAGUGUUGGGUACAUCUGGGGGGUGUUACACUGUGGGAGGGACUGGACUUUUGGAUGAUGUAAAGGAUAGGAGAGAGCUUUUUGAGACACGGAGGUCGAAAGCGGGUCGGUGGAGUUAUUUCUACUAUUCUGGUGCGAAGAUCUACCUUGGAGUAUAGUGUGUGUACUUGAUGUAGAUAUUAAAACGUUGCUACAGGCGUUGAAUGGGUGGGAUAGCAUAAAAAUGUGAACACCAUCUCUUUUUGACCCUUUUCUUUUCUUUUCCGUUCUUUCUUUCUCUUGGGGGGGUUCCAAUUUGCAGAGAUACUUGUACAUGCCGAAGAUGUUGCUUGCCAGGGAUAUUGAGCGUUGAUGCCAUUUUGGGCCCCAGAUGUUGAACCAUAGGAGGUUGUCAGUUGUCAACGACUUACCAGGACUAACU